GUCUUCAUAAGAGGGAAAGGGCUCUCCGCCCCCUCAUUCGUUUGUGAGAAGCAACGAGACAUCAGCGUCAUGCCCGAGCCAGCAAAGUCCGCGCCCAAGAAGGGCUCCAAGAAAGCCGUCACCAAGACCGCAGGGAAAGGCGGCAAGAAGCGCCGAAAGUCUAGGAAGGAGAGCUACGCCAUUUACGUGUACAAAGUCCUGAAGCAGGUCCACCCCGAUACCGGCAUCUCCUCCAAGGCCAUGGGAAUCAUGAACUCGUUCGUGAACGACAUCUUCGAGCGCAUCGCCGGAGAGUCGUCUCGCCUGGCCCACUACAACAAGCGUUCCACCAUCACCUCCAGGGAGAUCCAGACCGCAGUGCGCCUGCUGCUCCCCGGAGAGCUGGCCAAGCACGCAGUGUCCGAGGGCACCAAGGCCGUGACCAAGUACACCAGCUCCAAGUAAACAGCGCAUUUGGAGUGCUGUAGUAACCCAAAGGCUCUUUUAAGAGCCAC
Oncorhynchus keta (chum salmon) is the source of this 494-nucleotide messenger RNA. Its product is annotated as histone H2B. NCBI's taxonomy places the organism in Eukaryota, Metazoa, Chordata, Actinopteri, Salmoniformes, Salmonidae. The record is from RefSeq and is a predicted model, not a curated record. Gene Ontology annotation, cellular component: nucleosome. Gene Ontology annotation, molecular function: protein heterodimerization activity; structural constituent of chromatin; DNA binding. The transcript has a single exon. The coding region runs from base 70 to 444 and encodes 124 amino acids.